CUUUUUCGGCUCCGGUUCUUCAAACUUGUUUUCUUACUAAAAUUUUUAUCGACUUAAAUUAUUUAUAUAUAUAUAUAUGAAACAAUCAAUCAACGUUCUGCUCUUUCGUGAGAACUAGAAUUUUAUUAUUAAAUUAAAAAAAAAACGGUUAUUUAAAAUCACAGAAUAAGAACCGAAAUAGUGAACCGAAGAGAACGACGAAGCGAAAAAAAAAGAACGCUUCCAAUUCCGGUUCCGGUUCUGUAGGCUUUAUAAAAUUUCGGUACGGUUCCGGUCCGACAGAAAUAUCCGGUUUUCAUACGGUUCUCGUCGAUUCCGGUUUCGGUCCGGGGUAUCCGGUGGACAGUGAUAUUCACGUUUGUCUCUGUUAUCAAGAAAGAGACAAGCAACGACAACUAGCUCAGCGCGGGCUAGUUAUUAAAUAUCGCCGCAUCGUUGGUUUUAUUCUACGAUAUCGAAAUCAGUUCGUUAUAAUUCUGUGUUCCCACCGGUUGUUGAUUUUUUCUUUUCCUAUUCAUCGCGCAAUUAUAUUAAUAUUUUGGAAUGGUCGUACCGCUGAACGAUAAGGAAAACGAUUAGCUUAUCUGUUAGUUGCAUUUGCAUGAACGUCAUAGAGCGCGACGGCAAGCAUAGCGACGGUCUAAUCGACGUUCUCCCUACUAUGAUAUAAAAUAGCGAGGCUUGACAAUGCAAUGACAGUUGAUGUUGGAAGCGAUACGCGAACGUGUGUGUUCUUAUAUCGAAGAUAAUCGAGAAAUAUAGCUGUAGCGGGUAACGAUAAGCCUCCGACGCACAUAAUAUUCAAAGUGGGAAGAUCAAGUUUAUGCAAGAAACUCAAGAAAAUUCCAGUUUCAUUAGGACGUUCCGCAUAAUAAAUAUAUUAUGACAAAGACACCGUUGUCGAAUAACAAUAUGCUACCGGUCCAAGAUCUGGAGACGUUGCUGAGGAACGCUUACGGCCCCGACUUUCAAAUAAACGACAUGGAGUGGGAGCCGUUGACAGACCCGGGGGAAAACUUCGGUAGUGUGAUAUUAGCGAUCAACAUCAAUGCCGAGCUGAACGAAAAGAAGAGGACUCUGAACGUAGUGGUCAAACUGCCACCGAAAUCGGCCUAUCUGUUAGAACUGUUCGACAGUCCGUUAACCUUCCAGAAGGAAUUGGCCUUUUACAGUACGGUGGCGCCGGAGUUCCUGAAGCUGCAGAACGAGAACGGAAUACCCUGGGAGGAACUGAGCGUGAUUACUCCCCGCUUCGUGGCCGGUAGGCUCGGCCUGCGAGACCCGCAGCGUUUCGACGAACAGGCCGCUAUUAUUCUGGAAAAUCUCAAACAUCAAGACUACACCACGCAGGACCGUAUCGUCGGGCUGGACAAGGUGCACAUGGACUUCGCGAUCGGCCAUCUCGCCAAGCUGCACGCCAUCACGAUCUGCAUGAAGCUGAAGAAGCCGGAGUUCUUUCAAGAAAAGGUGUUGCCCGCGCUGGACUACUCACUGAACGAAGGCGCGAAGAACGGUAUGCUGGAUAUGGUGACGAAGGCGCACAACGAUUACAAAGAGAUCCCGGAGGCGGAGCCAUACCUGAAGAGGAUCGAGAAGAUGAUCGAGCAUGGAUACCGCACUGUCGUAACGCCGGAGGAACCCUGGAGGACGUUGGUGCACAACGACUUCUGGGUGAACAAUAUGCUGUUCAAGUACGACGAGGCGGGCAAGCCAGUCAACAUGAAGAUAGUGGACUUCCAAUUGACGGCGUACGACUACGGCGUGAACGAUCUUAUAUUUUUCCUCCUUUCGAGUUCCCGGAGGGAAGUGCUCGACGACCACCUCGAGGAUAUGAUCGACUUGUAUUACGACUCCUUCGUCCACUGUCUGAAAUCGUUGGGCGUGGACGCGGCGAUGUUUCCCAAGGACAAAUUUAUAGAGCACCUAAACCAAUGCGCGCCCAUCAAGUUCAAUCAGUGUAUCAUGAUGGUGCAGGUGAUACAGGCGGCACGCGGCACGGUCACGAACACAUCCAUGGACGACGAAAAGGGUGUUUUUGCCGGCGGCAUCAACGACGCCAAUUACAAGCAGAAGCUGCUGCACAUAUUGUCCACGUUCGAUCGAAAGGGGUGGCUUUUGAAUUGAUCGCAAGCGAGAAGUUUUAUUUAUGACAAAAUCCAGCCCUAUCCCGUGUUUGCCGGUAUCUAGAUGAAAUUAUCUCCUUAAAUUUAGAGCGAUUACAUUGACGAAUUACUUAAUCGUUAUGCGAUUUCAUGAUUUGCAUAAUUUUCAUUAUAAAUUUUUAUCAAAUCUCUCAUGAAUAUCAUCUGAAAAAUUAUUUAGAUAAAUAGUGUUUU
Molecule: messenger RNA, 2336 nt
Organism: Dinoponera quadriceps
Lineage: Eukaryota; Metazoa; Arthropoda; Insecta; Hymenoptera; Formicidae
Exons: 4
Coding region: 883-2124 (413 amino acids)
Source: RefSeq, a predicted model, not a curated record